This is a messenger RNA of Anguilla anguilla (European eel), 2344 nucleotides long. RefSeq lists its product as uncharacterized. Lineage: Eukaryota; Metazoa; Chordata; Actinopteri; Anguilliformes; Anguillidae. Gene Ontology annotation, cellular component: external side of plasma membrane. The record is from RefSeq and is a predicted model, not a curated record. The transcript is spliced from 5 exons. Gene Ontology annotation, biological process: positive regulation of immunoglobulin mediated immune response; positive regulation of mast cell activation; positive regulation of Fc receptor mediated stimulatory signaling pathway. The coding region runs from base 1377 to 2195 and encodes 272 amino acids.
CCCUGCUGUAGAACCUCACUUUAACCUUCACAUUGAGCUCUACUGUCAGACAGAACAGCACAUUGCAUAACCUUGACCCAUCUUCUGUAGCUACAUUUACACUGUGUAUACACUAAAACAAACACACUGUUUAAUUGCAUUGCUUCAGGGGUUGUAAUAUAUAACACUGCCGUCAAGAUCAAUCUGGGAUGAGAAAAUGAGGUCUGUGUCACUGCAGCUGUUGGAAGAUAUCUGCAGAACUCUAACUGCUAAAAAUAAUCAGCCUGAAUUUCCACUGACCCCCUGUGAUUCGCUUAUUCUCUUUGGUAAUGCAGCUCAGGGGCCACCAUGUGGUUAUAUGUAGUAGCGCAGUCCUUGAUGAACUGACAGCACGGUAGGCCUACCCAAUUUUUUCUGCUAUCCAUUUGCAUCAGGAAAGAACAUGAAGGAAAACAUCACCAGAAAUCAUCAACUGCCAAAAGAGAGGAGCUCAAUAAAUACUGGUAGUGUGUUACUUUACUUACAUGUAUUAACAUAUCAUACAUACUCAUUUACAAUGAUUCCAUCCAUCAAUCCAUUAUCUAUACCCACUUAUUCUUGGUCUGGGUCGUGGGAGGUGCCGGAGUCUAUCCCAGCAUGCAUUGGACGAGAGGCAGAAAUACACACGGGACAGUUCACCAGUCCAUUGCAGGGCACACACACCAUUCACUCACACACAGUUUUAUUGAGAUUGUGAUGUUUCCUUGUGAAUGCUUUUAUAAAUAUUAUUUUUAGGACAAUGGUCACAUUAUAAUGGAUGGAUCUGCAUUUAAAUGUUUAGAAAACCACUUUUGGGGAAAGCAGAGGGAAAAAAAUGCAAGACCCUGUAUAAAAUUUUUUAAACUUGUGCAUGAAACUUUCUAUAUUGAUUUCUCAUGAUUCUUUGACAGCAAAAAGAGACUGAGGAAAGCAAAUGAUGUCCAAAAUUCAACCCGUAAUUUAAUUUAUAUAACUGUAUAUUAUGGCUUGCUAUACUAACAGAAUUGUGAUCAUAGAUUAAGCUUGAUCUGUUUGUUCAGCAUAAGUACUGCGGAAUUGAUUGUAUCUGUGACUGAGUGUGCGUGUGUGUGUGUGUUCAUGUGUGCGUCUUUGCGUGUGCGUCUUCCGUUUGUCAGUGUGGUUUCUCGUUAAAAUGCUAGCACAGUGGAAACUCCCACCUUGCAAAAUAGAAAGAUUUGAAAAAAACAGUAACACGUUAAGCAUCCACUUCCUUUGAGAGAAAAAAAAGAGUUCAGCGACUAAAUAGUGAGAAGAGAGUGAGAGAAAGAGCCGGAUUAAUACCAGAGACAAGACUAAUUUUCUCACUGGGCACCAGAAAGUGGAGGCAAAGAAAUUAAGAAGAAAGAGAGGAUCUCACCAUGAGAAAAGACUUAAUCUUCUCCCUGCUUGUUCUCACUUUCCUGAAGACAGGUAAAUCCAAAAGCAGGAUCUCCAUAUUUCAGAGGCUAGAAGAUGGGGAGCUGACUGUGACUUGUAACCUUUUGAGUGAGGACAAAGUUACCCAAAUCAACUGGGAGAUGGUUAUGGGGCAAAAUCGCAGCAAACUGGGGAUCCUCCACCCCCAGUUUGGCACACACGUCUACUCAGACCACAAAAGGAAUGUGAAAAUAGAGAGCAGUUCCUCCCAUCAUACUACCUCCCUCAAACUGAUCGAAGCAGACAUGGGAAAUAGUACCAAGCACUGCUGCUUGUUCAUUACCUUUCCCUCUGGGAACCUGGAGGCCUGUGCAGACUUCACCAGCACAAAAACUGCAGAGGCCCCAGAAUUGGAAGCACACAUACAGACAGUCACGGGGGGCUGGUGGAAGUGGGUGGCAGCUGUCACUGUUGUCACGGUCCUCACAUUGAUUGUCGCAUACUACCUACGCAGGAGGUAUUACAAUAGCAGGAGGGAAGUAUUUCAGGUUGAACAAGCAUUUCUCACAGACCCACAAACAGACUCACAGGAGUCAAGAAGAGAGCAGCCCCAGUCAAGUCCCCAGAAAGAAUCCUCUGAGGCAUUUGACCCGUCUAAGCUCUAUGCCAAGAUAAAAAUCGACUAUUACUAUGGCAGACUGUGGAAGGCCUACGAAAGUAAUACCCGUGGCUGGACCAAGGGGCCCCAGCCAAAGAUUUAUCACCUGCUGGGGGAAAAGCCGCCACAACAGAAAGACAAUGAGGAGCCCCAACAGGGCUGAGACACAUUUUCUAGCUGCAUUAAGCACAGUGUGUCAAAUUUGGCAUACAUACCCACAAUAUUCAAUAUUUCAAUAUGAUUCUGUAUACACAGUAUGUUGCUUCAAUAUUAUGGAAGUGCUAUAAAGUAAAUGUAACUAUGUUUACCAAA